AGAAGGAAAGCAACCAUGGAAGACCUAGGGGAAAACACCACGGUUUUAUCCACCCUGAGAUAUUUGAACAACUUCAUCUCUGUGUGUGGGGGGAGGAUCUGGACUGGAUAUUCCCACCUCGGCCCCAGGUUCUCUGCAGAUGCAGUACCAGCAGAGCAUGCAGUUGGAGGAAAGAGCAGAGCAGAUCCGUUCCAAGUCCCACCUCAUCCAGGUAGAGCGGGAGAAGAUGCAGAUGGAGCUGAGUCACAAGAGGGCUCGAGUGGAGCUGGAGAGAGCGGCCAGCACCAGUGCCAGGAACUAUGAGCGCGAGGUUGACCGCAACCAGGAGCUCCUGACGCGCAUCCGGCAGCUUCAGGAGAGUGAGGCCGGGGCGGAGGAGAAGAUGCAGGAGCAGCUGGAGCGCAGCAGGCAGUGUCAGCAGAGCCUGGACGCUACCAGCAAGAGGCUGCGUGAGAAAGAGGACAGCCUGGCCCAGGCCGGCGAGGUGAGUGGGGCCUCUGCUGGGCUGGGUCCGCCCUCCUGAAGCCCUGUUCCCGAG
Molecule: messenger RNA, 538 nt
Organism: Sapajus apella (tufted capuchin)
Lineage: Eukaryota; Metazoa; Chordata; Mammalia; Primates; Cebidae
Product: mitotic spindle assembly checkpoint protein MAD1-like
Exons: 3
Coding region: 140-523 (127 amino acids)
Biological process (GO): mitotic spindle assembly checkpoint signaling; attachment of mitotic spindle microtubules to kinetochore
Cellular component (GO): kinetochore; mitotic spindle; nuclear envelope
Source: RefSeq, a predicted model, not a curated record